AGGUUAGAGUGCACCCUCCAUUUUGAAAUCCAGAGAGCCGCUGUGUUUACUUUCUAACAGAAGUUACGACGGAAAAAAAAGUCAAAGUUGGCACUUAGCUGCUGGCUACUUUGAGAUUACGCAUCAGCUGGCUGUGGCUAUUCUUUGAUGAAAUAGUGUGCUAUGGAGUGAUUAUGUUACUGGAUUCGAUCGUCUGGACCUUUAUCAAUGUACCAACACCGUUUUUGUUGGAAUGUUAUCGAUCUGUGGAUUAAUAUCCUGCUUCUUAGUUGAGUGACGUCGACUGUCUUAAUAUUUUUUUUUGUGAGUAACCCUGGCCUUGUUUUUCUGAGUGUCCCACGCUGAGCCCUCCAGAUUGUACAGUCCAACAACAACUGUCCUUGGCAUAUAAAGGUCCAUCACACAGUCAGCCCAUCCCAGUUUCUUCACACUCUUUUUUCUGAAAAGGCUCUUGAGGAGAUCUCAGAGAGAAGAGCUUUGGAAGAGGAGGAUUUUUUGUUUCUCUUUAACCCCGGCCAUGUCUCUGGGAGGUGAUGUGUGCGUGGUGACGGGAGCCUGUGGAUUCCUGGGAAGGAGGCUGGUGAAGCUGCUGCUGGAGGAAGAGACGAUGGCUGAGAUUCGGAUGUUGGACAAACACGUACAACCUGGAGUUUUACAGACUCUGGAAGAUUGUAGAGGCAGCACACUUCUGAGUGUGUUCGAGGGAGACAUCAGGGACAGUGACUUUGUGAGGAAAGCCUGUCGAGGUGCGUCAGUCAUCUUCCACACGGCCUCCAUCAUCGACAUCAAUGGAUCGGUGGAGUACAGUGAACUGUAUGGCGUCAAUGUCAAAGGAACGCAGGUUCUUCUGGAGGCAUGUGUUCAGGAGAACGUGGUGUCCUUAAUCUACACCAGCUCCAUCGAGGUGAUGGGACCAAACCCCAAAGGUGAACCCAUAAUCAACGGCAGCGAGGACACCAUUUAUGACUGUACCUUGAGGUUCUCCUACAGCAAGACCAAAAAAGAGGCAGAGCAGAGAACCCUGCUGGCCCACGGAGAGGUGCUUCAGAACGGAGGCCGACUGGCCACCUGUGCCCUCAGACCUAUGUACAUCUUCGGCGAAGGGUGUCGCUUCCUGCUGGGCCACAUGGACGACGGGAUACGAAACAAAGACGUUCUGUUGAGAAUGUCUCUGCCAGAGGCUCGAGUGAAUCCUGUCUACGUGGGAAACGUAGCCACGGCUCAUCUUCAAGCAGCUCGCGGCCUCAAAGAUCCACAAAAGAGAAAUGUGAUAGGAGGAAAUUUUUUCUUCAUUUCUGAUGACACGCCGCCGGUGAGCUACUCCGACUUCAACCACGUCCUGAUGGCGCCUCUGGGCUUCAACAUUCAAGAGAAACUCCGGCUGCCGCUCCUCCUCCUCUACGCGCUCUGUUUCAUUUUGGAGAUCCUGUGCACGAUGAUCCGACCUCUCAUACGUGUCGCCCUGCCACUGAACCGGCAGCUCCUCACCAUGUUGAACACGCCGUUCACCUUCUCCUAUCAGAAAGCCAAGAGGGAUCUAGGAUAUGAGCCCAAGUACAGCUGGGAGGAAGCACGCAAACACACCAUUGAAUGGCUCGCCUCAGAGCUUCCUAAAGAGAGGGAACGAAUUACAGCAAAAUGAUUAAAAGUUAUCAACUGUCUCUCCUCAAAUAGUUUGCAUUUUUUCCCCUCAACUUAACCAAAGUAAUUGUGUUCCUUAAACACAGCCCUGGCCCUGGGUAUUAAUGCGUUAAUGAAUGUGCAGCUUUAUUCAUUUAAUAAAUGUCCCACUUCCCACUUGGAGUCAGGGUUGAUUUAACAUGUGUGUUAUGUCUAUGUUAUUUUUUAUUAUCAGUAAAAUACAAUACAUAGCAAUACAUAUAUAAUUGUAUAUGCCUUUCAAAUUAGCUCCAAUCUGGUGACUUGGAAAAUAUCCAUCAUGAUUCAUGCAUUUGUUCUCUCUGACAGUUGAACACUUCACAUUCACACAGGAAGAAUAAGCUGAUUAUUAUCAAACCAAUAAGCUGAGAAGGAAACGUGCAGCAGCAUCGCUCAGUGGUUUUUCUUUUUAGCACCUGCAUGUUUUUGCUUCUAAGCACAUUGUUCUCUUCUUUUCUGCCCUUUUCUCAGACCCAACUGACACAUAUCAUAAUAAAACCAAAUUCAUCACU
Molecule: messenger RNA, 2171 nt
Organism: Pleuronectes platessa (European plaice)
Lineage: Eukaryota; Metazoa; Chordata; Actinopteri; Pleuronectiformes; Pleuronectidae
Gene: hsd3b1
Product: hydroxy-delta-5-steroid dehydrogenase, 3 beta- and steroid delta-isomerase 1
Exons: 4
Coding region: 518-1642 (374 amino acids)
Biological process (GO): steroid biosynthetic process
Molecular function (GO): 3-beta-hydroxy-Delta5-steroid dehydrogenase (NAD+) activity
Source: RefSeq, a predicted model, not a curated record